This is a messenger RNA of Aspergillus eucalypticola CBS 122712, 327 nucleotides long. RefSeq lists its product as uncharacterized. The coding region runs from base 1 to 327 and encodes 108 amino acids. The record is from RefSeq and is a predicted model, not a curated record. The transcript is spliced from 2 exons. NCBI's taxonomy places the organism in Eukaryota, Fungi, Ascomycota, Eurotiomycetes, Eurotiales, Aspergillaceae.
AUGGCUCUUGCAAAGCCUGGUGACCUCCGAGGCUCUGCUGUGCCUCACGACAUUGUCAGCACCCCCGUGUCUAGAUUUACUGUUCAGGGCUGUGAUCAACACAUCAAGCCAUUGAGUUCGAUAGUGUGGGACAAACGAUGGAAGAUCCUGGUCGCUUUCAAGUAUCUUCGCAUUCCAUACCACGAGUUGGCUGUGCUCGAUCGUAAACACGCUGCGGAUCCGCGCGUGAAGAUAAUUGCCAUGAAAAACGCGAAGCUUAGCUUUUCUGCUUCAGUUGGCUCUGAUCCUGGGCGUCAUAUACGAUAUAGCCCGGCUGGUGCUCCUUAG